AAUACACUCUCGAACUUAGCGGUGCGUAGCAACAGCAGACGCUUUAAUAUAAUGGCAUGCGGAGAAUUUUCGAUGAUAUACAUUCAUCGUAGACGAUUUAUUCAGUUGGUUCAGGGAUCAGACGUUUUUGAACUUUUUACAUUUGACCUGGGCCCAAGCUCUUGUGUCUCACAGCGUUAGUGGCAUACUAAACGUCAUCAACAUUGAUCAUUCAAUGGUGUAUUACCAAGUAAUAGUUUCGUGUCUGUUGAGGGCAGAAUAGAACUGUACUCUUUGCUCGCAAGUUCAAGAAGUUGCUCGAUCUCGAAAUGCAAUCAUGUACCAUGGUUUUAUACCCAGCAUGAUGAUGAGUGUCUGGGGCUGAUUUACAUGAAGCAGAUUACAUCGGUCGGUAUUCAAUUCGAUAAUUUUACUUAGCAGUUGGCUUAGCUAAGUAAAAUUUCUUAACUCGUAUUCAGAUCAAAACUAUAAGUCUGCCAUAAAUCAAUGCUUCCAAACUGCUAUGGAGCUGUCUUAAAUUUAGGAUUAAAUACUUAGACAGAAGCAUCAACUAAAUACCGAAGUUGGCAAAGUAUUAUAUCUCAGCCGAAAAUUGAGUGAAAUGCUCCUCAUUAGGAUCAUGAAGUAUUGAAUUGAAUACCGGACUUAGCAGAAAGAACAGGAACGGAAUCAUGUGUCGCUGGGGAUGCCCUACGGUAGAUACGACAUACAUGUGUAAAUGGUGCGGCACACGAUACUGUCGGGCAUGUCUCCGAGGGGAAUUCACGGGGGUCAUGCCAGAGCCGGCCCGAUGUCGGAAGUGCAAUCAGAAAAAGUGCCAGGGUGAACGAGUGGAAUAUGUGGCGUCCAAACUCCCGCCUAGCACGGAUAAGAAAGGACGAGGAAUGUCAUCCAAAUCAGCAAGAUCAUCAAAAUCAGCCAAAUCAUCCAAAUCAUCCAAAUCGAAAAAAGGAUCGGCUAAAAGGAAAUCGGGGAAGAAGAAAAAGAAAUGAAGCAAUUCCUCGUGUGCCCAGCCCAAGAACGCGAAUGGGUGAGCGGACUGACGGUGUAUAUAUUUCGAGAAAAAGGCAUUCUAAAGCUUUGAACACACUUUGGAAAUAAUUACGCAACGCAUUUCAGAUCUUUCAUUAUCCAAAUCGAAUGCUGAUUACUUUAAAAUAAAAACCAUCAAGUCUAGAAAUCGGACAAUCGCAGUGUACUCUUUUGGAAUUAUGACAUAGGCUACGUGAAGUCUUUUGUAAUCUAAUUGGAAACACACUGUAAAGUUGGUCUUUGGUGAUGAUAUUGUCAUGUUUGUUGCUGGUUGUACCUGAACAAUAAAUUGUCUAUACUUAUAUCAGUAUUCGACCCUCAACAAAGGAGCACAGAUCGAAGCGUCAACUACAACCUGUUCAGCAAAACAACAUUGGACAGCGACAUCAAACACAUAGUUGAGUUUGAAUGGUUUUCUACUCUUAUUUUUUUCACAAGUUUUCACACAUACAAACACACAACAAC
Molecule: messenger RNA, 1497 nt
Organism: Strongylocentrotus purpuratus (purple sea urchin)
Lineage: Eukaryota; Metazoa; Echinodermata; Echinoidea; Camarodonta; Strongylocentrotidae
Exons: 3
Coding region: 672-992 (106 amino acids)
Source: RefSeq, a predicted model, not a curated record